GUGAUCUGAGGUCUUGGAUUUCGGCUGAGUUCGUGAUUCUCCGGCGAGGAAGCGGUUUUCCGGCAAGUGCAUCUGCUUUUCCUAGCGCAGUUCAAUAUCCCCCUUUGAUUGGGCGAUCCGCAGUUCCGUGUUCUGAGGUCUUGGAUUUCGGCUGAGUUUCGUGAUUCUCCGGCGAGGAAUCGGUUUUCCGGCUAGUUCAUCUGCUUUUCCUAGCGCGGGAGGAACAAGAGGAGCGAUCCUAGUUCUGGAGGAACAAGAGGAGUGCUAAUGAAUCGGGCUCGCACUCAAUAUUGAUUUGUUCCUUUUCUCAGGAUGUAUUUGAGUCCAAAAAUUGAGCUUGAAUAGAGUUGUGUGAGGAAUGGAGAAAGGAGGGUGGAUUCCGGUUUUGAAUCAGAGAGGAAGUAAAGGAGGAUGGAGAAAGGAAGCUACUGCAAAAUUAUUCACGAUCUUUGUUGAUGAUCUACCCAGAUCGAUGAACUUGAAGAUGCUGGGGGAAAUAUUCAGGAAGUUUGGAGUGGUGAAGGAUGUCUACAUUCCUCUGAAGAGAAGGAGAGUGAGGAACACUAGGUUUGCUUUUGUCAGGUAUGACUGUGAAGUGGCAGCAGAAGUAGCAGUACAGAAGGCUAAUGGGAUAUGGGUGGAUGAUAAACAACUGGUAGUGAAGCAUGCGGAUUAUGGUAAGAAUGAUAUGGAAGUCAAAAUCCGAUAUCCUCCUCAAACAAAAGGGUUCCCACAUGGUGGAAGGGGUGAGGGCAGUGUAUGGAAGCCAGCAGCAGGUGUUCGGACAUAUGCAGAGGUCAUUAAGAAUAGUCAUGGUAUGGGAAGUGGAAUUGUGUCUGUCCAGGCAGAGGAAGUCGGAAACGGGUGGCUAUAUGAAACUGUAGUGGUUCGUCUUAAAGUUGAAUACGCCAAUGUUAAGAUUAAAUAUGAAUUACAGCAAAGGGGCAUGGAGAAUGUGGUAGUGAGGGAUGGAGGAGGUAGAGAUGUGUUGUUAACAUUCAACUCUAAGGAGUGUAUGAAGGAUAGUUUGGGGACUGUGAAGGAAUGGAUAGGGGAUUGGUGCGAUGAAAUUGUGAGGUGGAAUCCUGAUGUUCAUAGUGGAGGUGAACGUAAGGUGUGGGUCUGCUGUUUUGGGAUCCCAUGGAGUUUAUGGAAUAGAACAACUUUAAAUAGAAUUGGGAAGGUAUGGGGGGAGGUUAUUUGUAUUGAAGGAGAUAUAUGCAAUCCAGAAUCGUUUGAAUAUGCAAGGAUUCAAAUUUUAACAAAGUGUAUGGAGCCUAUUAAUACCAUAAUUAAUCUGGAGUGCAAAGGGUAUUCCCAAACUGUGAGAGUGUGGGAACAUUUAUCUGGGGCACCACAGAUAUUGGCUGGGAGGAGUGAGAGCUCUAUGGUACAGGGAGGGGUAGGAGCCUGCAGUUCAAAUAAGGGGGUGAAGGUGGGUGUAGCAGUUAUGGCGACUGAUGUAGCUGUAGAAGAUGACGAUUGGGUUGGUGAGUCAGCUAGGGAGCUGGACCAAUUGAAGGAGGUGUGUAUUGGGGUUGGGCCCGGAAGAGUGAGGUGUAGCGAUGAGGUGCAGAUGGGAUCACCAAGGCAGUCUGAAACUGUGGUUCCAGAGUCUACUGGCAGUGAGCUCGAGGGUAUAGCAGAUAGCAUUAUGGAAGUAGCUGGGAGCAUAGGCAAUGGCUGUGAGUUGGAAGGUCAGAAAAGUAAGGAGCAGGUUGGCAUGAAAGGGGCUGUUAAAAGCUUGAGUGGAUCUAGUUUGCUCAAACCGGGGGUCCAUUUAGAGGUGGUGCUGGGUCGGAAUAAUGGAAUGGGCCUAUGUAAUGGGCCUGUGGUUAUGAGGGCAGGAGGGGAGACGCAAACCCAAGGCUCCAAGGCUGGUCUUCAAAGUGGGCUACAGGUUGAAAAGAGCCCUUUAAUAAUAUGUUCUGACAUACCUGAAUCACAGUGCAACGAAUUGAGCUCAAGGAAAAAACUACAGAAGAAUAGAGGGAUGAAGAGAGUAGUUACGAAAUCUAGUGGGAAGAAAAUUAGAGAGAUGAAGCAGGGAUAUCUUAAGCGUCCAAAAAGCCAUAAUCAUAGAGGAGCCUCUUCUAGUAAAUUGGGACCGAGAGGUGCUAUAUGGAGAGCAGCAGCUGCGGUAGCAUCAGGUGUAGAUUCAACAGCUAGUGGAGUAGCUAGAAGCAGAUCGUUGCUUAAAGAGGCUCAGGGAACUAUUCAGAUGGGAAAGUUGUUGGGUAUAAACUAUAAAGGUAAAGAAGAGGAAGUGCUAACCAAAAUCUUGGACCUUGAAGCUAAUGAUAGAGCAAGGAGGGGAGGGAAUGUAGUUCUUGUGGAUUGAUAAGAUCUUGAGGGGUCAGAGUUCAGUGUAAAUGGUUAUGAUGAAGCUACUAACAUGGAAUGUCAGGGGUUUGGGGAGAAAGGAAAAAAGAAGUAAAAUUAAGAGGUUGUUGAAGGAUAGAGGUAUUGAUAUAGCUCUUUUUCAAGAGACAAAGAAAGCCUCCAUGUCUGAAAAGGAGAUCAAAGAGAUUUGGGCUAGGGAUAGUAUGGAAUAUAUGACUGUGGAUGCUGAGGGCUCUGCUGGUGGCCUAUUAUGUAUUUGGGAUCCAGCUGUUUUUCAGAUGUCAAGUUGCUGCUGUAAUAGAAGGUUUGUUCUUCUAUCUGGGUCUCUAUUCUUUUCUUUUGAUUGUGUUUUGAUCAAUGUGUAUGCACCAAAUGAAGUGGGCCAAAGAGGUAAAUUGUGGGAGUGUCUUCUAAAGUU
Molecule: messenger RNA, 2761 nt
Organism: Camellia sinensis
Lineage: Eukaryota; Viridiplantae; Streptophyta; Magnoliopsida; Ericales; Theaceae
Source: RefSeq, a predicted model, not a curated record